This is a messenger RNA of Chelmon rostratus (copperband butterflyfish), 3061 nucleotides long. RefSeq names its product family with sequence similarity 114 member A2 (gene fam114a2). Bases 255 to 1730 code for a protein of 491 amino acids. NCBI's taxonomy places the organism in Eukaryota, Metazoa, Chordata, Actinopteri, Chaetodontiformes, Chaetodontidae. The transcript has 14 exons. The record is from RefSeq and is a predicted model, not a curated record.
GACCUGAUCGGUGAAAACAAAAUGUGACGUGGCUAAUCUUGGUGGACAAAAACAGCGAGAAAUCCUCAAUCAUUAAACAGUUUGCUUGAAAUUAAAGGGCGUUUAACGCGUAGAAACAGAAGUGCAAACCGAAAUAAAGAAGGCAAACCUUUCUUGUUGUUGAUUUUGGGAAGGAAACCAGCAGCAGGCUGGGGUAACGUUAACUGCUAGCAUCGUACUUUGACAGGAAAGAAGGUAUGUGCUAAGCCAUCAAGAUGUCAGACAGUGAAGCUACAGCGGCGGCGGGUCCAGAGGUGGCACCAGAGAUUCGGGAUGCCUCUCCUGUCAAAACGCCCGACCGCUCCUCGCCAACCCCACCUGACACCUCGACUGACGUGGCCCCGACGAGGAAAGCCAGGAGGAGACCGGAUGCCAAACCUCCAGCCAAAGUUGAGGGGAUGCCGAAAGCAGAGGAGCAGCCAGCACAGACACCCAGUGAGUCUACUGUGUCUCAGGGUGGUUGGGGAUACUGGGGCAGCUGGGGCAAAUCCAUCUUAUCCACAGCAACAGCUACUGUUGCCACUGUGGGCCAGGGUCUCACUCAGGUCAUGGAGAAGGCAGAGACGUCGCUGGGUAUCCCCAGUCCCACCGAGCUCUCGGCGCAAGUUGAGGAAGAGCAGAAAGAACAGGGUGAAGCCAGCAGCGAGACAGACAACACGGCAGCAGAUGGAUCGGCGGUGGUGGGAAGUGCGAUGGGAAUGCUGACGUCGCUCACCAGCGUUGUUCAGAGCACCGGGAAAACGGUGAUCACGGGCGGCCUGGAUGCUCUGGAGUUCAUCGGGAAGAAGACAAUGGAUGUCAUAGCAGAAGGUGAUCCCGGCUUUAAGAAGACCAAAGGACUGAUGAUCAGGAACUCCACGCUGUCUCAGGUGUUGAGGGAGGCGAAGGAGCGAGAGGAGCUGCAGACAGCAGAGAAAGAGUCGGAUUCGGAGAAGAAAGUGGCUCACUAUGGGAUGCUGUUUGAUGAAUUUCAGGGUCUGUCACACCUCGAGGCUCUGGAGAUUCUGUCUCGAGAGAGCGAGUCUAAGGUGAAGUCAGUGCUGACCACUGUAUCAGGAGAUGAGUUGGUCCAGCUCAGGAAAGAGCUGGAGCUCAUCAAGGACUCUUUCUCCCUGGUGGAGUUUGAUGACGAGGAAGUGGACGAGAAGAAAGAUGAAGAUGGCUCAGAGUUUGAGAGGGAGUUAAUGGAGGCCUUGGAGGGUCUCAGUGUCACUGCCACGGCUGAUAAACUCAGCAAGGCCUGUAAGAGCACCUGCAGCCAGAUCGCUGACAUGACCAAACCAGAGGAGGAGAGCGAGGAAAGCGAGGAGGCCGUGAAGAAAACACUCCCAGUAGAGGAGGUUCAUGCCGCAGCCAUCAGGAGCCUAGCGGAGCUGACGGCUCGAUCCAUUGAGCUUUUCCACAAACUGGCUGAGAUGAUCCUCUUCUCCAACGGCAGCACAGAGGCCAGCGUUCUGUCACAGUUAACUGUUGUCCUGUGUAAAGAAAUCUCACUGCUUUCCAAGAAGUUCACGUCCUGUUUAACUACAGCAGGGUCAAACGAGAAGGGAGAUGUCCUUAACCCACUAAUAACAGGAGUCUUUUUAGAGGCAUCCAACAGUGCAUCUUAUAUCCAGGAUGCUUUCCAGCUGCUGAUGCCCAUUCUGGAGAUCUCUCACAUCCAGAGGAGAUCUGAGUCCACAGAGCAGUGACCAGCUGACGUCGCCUCUGCCCCCCGCCACUGCCAUGAUGCUGCCAUGACAGCAGGGAACUGACACAUCUUGAAAAAAAAUCCUCUGCGACCGCGUUUUCUCUGUCUGGUUUUCAGCUCAGGACAAAAUCAAUUUCACGCCUGGGAGGAGAAGUGUGUUUUUGUCAAACAGUGUUAACUUUUUCGGCAUUGCCAGUUAAAUUGUAAAGCCCAGUAGAUGGACUCACUGAAGUACAGUGUUGAGAAGGUCUGCAUCUACCAAAUGCAUCCGUGUAAAACAGGGAGCAGCGUAUUGUUCUUCCUUGUAUUUUAACAUGCACACUUUUUAUUUUUUUCUGAUAGCACUUGUGCUCAUAACUGACAAAUCCAAAUUCUGCCUCAAAGAACACUUGAAAAAAAGACAUACAGGAUGGAAACACCGGUGAUAAUUUGUUUAAAAAAGGGGUGUCUCAUAAUAAACAGUAAGAUAUAUUGAUAAUGUAUUUUUCUCUUUGCUUUACAUAGAAUAGUUGGAAAUUGGGUUUUCUAUGCAUAUGUCUCUUAAAUGUUGCCGUGCAACACGUUGCCGGCCGUGGAGCAGUUAAGUGUCUUUGUUAAAAAAAAAAAAAAAAAAAAAAACGCUGACAAGUAUUGAACAAGUGCAAAGGUUAGGACUUAAACAUGUGACUCAUCAGUCUCUGUAGCCACCAGGUCACUGUUCAUCCAACAAACUGGGUUCUAGCUGUCUCAAAUUACAUCUUCAAAUCUCUGAACACACAGAUUAUGGUUCUUUUAGUUUCUGGCGACCUUGGUAUCAUCCUAAAAUCAUGAGCAGACUGGCAGUUGUUAGUCUACAGUUGGGUAAAGGUAAUCACAGCUGUCUGCAGUUUUUUUUUACCAUGCUUGGAAUUCAACUGUGGUGCUUUCCUUUGCCUCUGGCUCUGUAUACUCUCUAGUUUUGUAUCACAAUAUUAACGAAGUAUUUUCUGUCAUCCUCAAUUACAAAACAUUCUCACAUGUUCUAGUGCCAGGUCUUAAAUUCUGACCUGAUGCAAUCGUAGAACAUUAAAAAUGAAUUUGAUUGUAACAGGUGGAAGAUGGAGAUGACUCACCCUUUUAUAAAAACACUUAACAGUUUUGAAUGUUGGAGCCCAUCUCUGCCACUCAUUAUUCAUUAAACUUCAGAAUGACUUCAGGUGUUUAUGAAUCAACAAAGCGUCUUCUAUCUGCCUUUCAUUACCUUUAGUUGAAUUCUGUUUUCUGAUAUGGAACCGCUAACAGCUGUGUGUUGUGGGCAUUGAGCAACAUGCUGUACAGUAGAUUUGAGAUGGUUUUCAAAUAAAUGUGCUUUCA